UGGAGACGGUCUGCUCUUGCGACCGCGCACAACAGGUGACUGCUGGACCAAGUCGGAUGUCAUGCAAUGGACAGAAACAAGGCUUUGAGAUACCAUGGUGAAGAUCAACACGCUGUCCGAGAAGGAAAGGACAGAGUGCCCCAGCGGUACAGCAGGAUGACAUAUCAAGGAGAAAGAAGAAGAAACGUUGGCGAAACAAAGUCAGAAACAUCUCUCGGUUCACAUUUUGCAGAGUCUGAAGUCGUGGCAUAUGAAGAUGACAUGAGAAAGAGGUGUGGAUCCGGUGAUAAUCCUUUGUUAGAACACCAGACCAAUGAAGAUUCUUCCAGAGAAACAUCUGAAUGUCAAAAGAGGCAUUCAACACAAGUUCCUCACGAAUCCAAACGCUACAUGACGAGAUCUGAUGUAAAUUGUCGCUUAAAUGAUAUUAGGAAUGAUGAUAGGAAGACAGGACGAGGGGUUUCUCAAAGUACUGCACAAACGACUCGAGGAUACAAUAAAUGGCUUCAACCAGAGGGAUCGAGUUGUUUCAAUACCUUGGGGGUGCAUGAACAUGACGAAAAAUAUCAAAGAUGUAAGCUUGUGUCAAAACCAAGGUGUGAAACAAGGAAACAGGGCGUGGCUGAUUACAAACUUCCCACAGAGCAAAGAGGACAGGCGCCCACUGACACAAACAGCAAGCAAUUUGAGAUCAAUGAGGUACUAAACAAUGAUCAUAGGACUAUGGCAACAAGGAAUUUAGAAGAUGAUUCAGUUUUACGUAUGCAGAAAGGAAUGACUGGCAGUGAUGCUGCUGAAGAUGCUGAUAAUGAUUCUGGAUUUUGCAGAAAAGAAAAUACGUCUUUACAAAGUCUUCAACAAUUAAAGUGUCGGUCCUCAGACAGUAUCGCGAACUACACAGCAAAUACUUGGGGGUGGUUUCAGACAGGCUCAAAUACGAAUAACUGGACUUUAGAGAGCACCACACUGAUCAUUUCUAUUCUGGCUAAAGGAUGCAGGAGUAGUUCAUCUGAAAAUGUCUCAAAGAUGCUGGUUGCUGUGAAGAAUUCCAAUUUAUUGAAUUGGACUGUGAAUAACAUGCUGACUGAAAUGUCAAAUGGAGACUGCACUAGAGAGGAGGCGACACAUACAUUAAAGGAUUUAUACAUUGUUUUACAACAUAUGAGUAGUCGCAUUCCAAGUAGUGUCAUGUUGACAAUGGGUCUGGAUAAGCAUAUACAGAACGUUUUUCAAACAAUAACUGCAGAAACAGAAAUAUGGAAUACAGAUCUUUCUCAAGAAAUGAAAAUAUUUUCAGAUAUAAAAGGACAAAUACUGAACAGGCUUGACAACGAAAAAGAAAAGGCUGAAAAGCAGCGAAAGAAAAUCAAACCACCUGAUGAUUUCCGGACCUUGUCUGUGUUUCCAAGAGGGGAAGAUCUAAACAUGAGAAACAUACCAUUCCUCAGAAAAAACAAGCAGCAUGGAACUUAUGAUGAUAUGGAUGAAUAUUUGGACAUCCAAUUCAGGCUUUUGAGAGAGGAUUUCAUUCAGCCACUCAGAGAAGGAAUACAGGAAUACUGGGAUUACCAGAAAGAUCGAAGCAUUAGGAAAAGUAUCAAGGUUUAUAAAGGUGUUACCAUCAAAGGUGUUGUGUGGUCAUCAGAUACGGCAAUACUUCACACACUUUCAUUUGACACUAGAGAACUGAAAGAAAUUACAUGGGAAAACACCAAACGUCUGAAAAAUGAUACACUUGUGUGCAUAUCUUCAGACAACUUCAAGACAUUUAUUAAUGCAACAGUUCAACAAAGGAAUUCAGAGGAACUUCAAAAAGGCAAUGUCACUGUGCGUUUUGAGAUAGAUUACAGGGCUUCUUGUAGCCUGUUGAAAGGAGGACCAUAUGUCAUGAUAGAAACACCAGCUUAUUUUGAAGCGUACAGGCCUGUUUUAGAGGCUCUCAAAUGCGUCACUGAUGAUUUGCCAUUCACAAGAUACAUUCUUAAAUGUGAAACAUGUACAAGGCCUCCUCUAUAUAUGAGAUAUUGCAGCACACCAAUCGACUUUUCUAAGGUUGUCAAACAACGUGGAAAAUCAAAUUUGCAGAAAUCAACAAGAAAAACUAGACCGACACUGGUGUCAGAAUUAAAUCCUGAUGAAAAUGGAAAAGUGGAUGUUGGAUCAGAGGAAAAUGGUCAAGGUGUAAACGAUGACACAUGGCCGAAUGCUGAAGACCUGGAAUUAAACGAAUCACAGCACAAAGCAUAUAUAGCUGCCCUGACAGAGGACUUUUCCAUCAUUCAAGGUCCUCCAGGUACUGGGAAAACAUAUGUAGGUCUGAAAAUUGUGGAAACAUUACUAUCAAAUAUAAACUUGUGGCACAGAACCACAGGUGAGAAAGAUGUGUCUGAACAUGGUGUAACAAGUCCAAUACUGUUGGUGUGUUACACCAAUCACGCCUUGGAUCAGUUUAUGGAGGGAAUAUCACGAUUUAUGAAAAAAGAAGACCACAGAAGCAUUGUCCGCAUAGGUGGUCAGAGCAAAAGUGAGACAGUAAAGAACUUCAACAUCAUGCAUAGAAGAUUGGAGAGGGAAAGCAGAAGGUCUCUUGCGAACAUACAAAAUCAACUGACAAUAUGUAAGAGAGACAUUCAGAAAUGCGGAUGGCAAAUAGUCGUCUUAAGGGAAGGAAUCAUUCAUGAAGAUGUUUUGAAGCCCUUCAUAAAACAACACUUCUGUCAUCUCACAAAGCAGUUUGAAAGAAGACAUUGCAAUUCUGCUAUACUUAAUUGGUUGGGAUUUGGUAUCCUUACAAAGCGCAACAAACGAUUACAGAGUAAAGCUGGUGUGGUUCCAAAUCCACAAGAAUACUAUAUUCAGAACCGCCAGUUACUUGAAACUGAAAACAGAAUGUUUGCUCUGACAAUAACAGACAUAACUGAAUCUGUUUCAGAGGGCGGCGAUGGUCAAGAUGAGGAAAAUAUAGGACAUGCUUUGGAGAAACUGUCCAAAAAACAAAAGGAAGACAUUCUUAGAAAUGUACAGGGUUUACUAAAUAAUAGAAGAAGCAUGACAACCAAGGAAGUACAAAAUGUCACAAACAUCUGGAAACUGAAAUGGAAUGACCGACGCCGUCUAUAUUGGUACUGGGUACAAUUAUUACAAGAUUUUCUUGAAACAAGGAAGAUGGAUGAGUUGAAUGACAAGCUUUGCCAGUUCAAAGAAACGGUAACAGAGUACAAAAAUGCGGAAAGAAAGAUUGAUGUGGAUAUUUUGAAAGAAGCAAAGGUAGUUGGAAUGACUACAACAGGGGCCGCAAAGAACUAUGAACUAUUGGAGUUGGUUAAGCCACGCAUUGUUGUCAUUGAAGAGGCGGCAGAAGUUCUUGAAAGUCAUACAGUUACAUCAAUACAUCCAGGAUGUGAACAUCUUAUCCUUAUUGGAGAUCACCAGCAGCUUCGUCCCAAUCCAAAUGUGUAUACUUUAGCCAAAAGAUACAAACUUGAACUUUCAUUAUUUGAGAGAAUGGUUAACAAUGGACUCAGAAUCAACUGUCUAACAAUUCAGCAUCGAAUGCGGCCCUGUAUUUCGAGACUGAUGAGACACAUUUACCUUCGUCUUGAGGACCAUCCCAAAGUUUCCACCAUUGAAGACAUAAAAGGUAUUGCCAAGAACCUGUUUUUCAUCAGUCACUCUGAAAAAGAAGGUAACAAAGAAGAUUCAAUGAGUCACUUCAAUGAAUUUGAGGUACACUACCUAGUUAGACUUUGCAGGUAUCUCCUCCUGCAAGGCUAUAAGCAGUCACAGAUAACAAUUCUAAGUGCGUAUUUGGGUCAAGUUUCUAGCAUAAAAAAAGAAUUGCCACAGCCAGAGUUCCGUGGUGUCAAUGUCACGGCUGUGGACAAUUUCCAAGGUGAGGAGAAUGAUAUUAUCCUCCUGUCACUAGUAAGGAGUAACGUCGAGGAAAAGGUUGGGUUUCUAAGGAUUGAGAACAGAGUUUGUGUGGCUUUGUCAAGAGCAAAGAUGGGAAUGUAUGUCAUAGGCAAUUUUGAUUUGUUGGCCAAAAAGAGUGACAUCUGGAGAAGGAUUAUCUCUGACGUGAAACAAAAGGGUGAAAUUGGACCGGGAUUACCUCUGUAUUGCCAAAACCAUUCAAACAUGGAGGGAAUUGUUGCAACUAAACCAGAGGACUUCAAUGCUGCUCCUGAUGGAGGUUGCCUGCAAAAGUGUGACUACCGACUUAAUUGUGGACAUGUUUGCCAAUUAUCGUGCCAUCCACUUGACAGAGAGCAUAACUUAUAUGAAUGCCAGAAAGCAUGUCUCCAAAAAUGUCCAGCUGGACAUCCUUGUCCAAAGCCAUGUUUUGACAAGUGUGGGAAAUGUAUGUUUGUUGUCAGCAAAGUGAUGCCAGAGUGUGGCCAUCCUAAGGAGGGAUACUGUUUUGUACCUCCCGAAAAAGAACAAUGUCAAAUGCAAUGUGAAAAAACCUGUGCGAGGGGUCAUCAGUGCCAACAGAAAUGCUUUGAACGAUGUAGACCGUGCCAAAUUAAGGUUCCUCAGACUUUGUCAAAGUGUGGUCAUCAGCAAGAAGCUGAGUGUUAUCUCGACCCAAGAUUUAUCAAAUGUAAACACGACUGUGAGAAAGUAUGCCAAGAGGGACAUCCAUGCAAGAAGAAAUGUCAUGAAAUUUGUGGGAGAUGCUCAGUCUUAGUUCCUAAAAUUCUUCCCAAAUGUGGACAUGAACAAUACGUUCAGUGCUCUACUGAUCCUAUGAUUGUACAGUGCAAGACAAACUGUGAGCAAAUCUUACCGUGUGGGCACACAUGUAGCGAAUGGUGUGGCACAAAGUGCAGGUGUAAAACAUUCAUACUCAAGCUCAUGAGUUGUGGCCAUCUAAAGUCCAUUCUGUGUGACGAUAGAGAUCUCCUGAAUCUUCAGUGCGAAGUAAAGUGCAAAACGAACCUGAAAUGUGGUCAUCCCUGUGAUGGGUCAUGCUUUGAAUGUUGGGGAGGACGUUUACAUAUCCAGUGCACAAAGAAACAUGAAUGCAUGCUUGUUUGCGGGCAUAUUAGUGAAAUUAAAGGGACAUACACCCCACCUUUGCAGUCGCAAUUGCCAACAUUUUGUGAUCACGGUCAGUGUGGAAACAAAUGUGGUGAAGAAUGUACGAGAUGUAACAAGAAAUGCACUUCACGCUGUCCACAUUUUCCGUGUCGCAAAUCAUGUGGCAAUACAUGUCGACGUGAACGUUGCUCCAGACCAUGCAAAAGACGGCUCCCAUGCAAGCAUCUGUGUCCUGGAUUAUGUGGCGAGAAAUGCCCAAACAUUUGCAGAACAUGUGACCCAGACGAAUUUUCAUUGAUGCGCAUCGCCUCUAGACACAGACCAAGCUUUGUACAACUUUCUGACUGUGGACACAUGUUGGAUAAGAACUUUCUGGAUUUGUGGAUGCAACCAUUUUUCAACGAAUAUGGGGUAGCUGAAAUAGGUUAUAGAAAUUGCCCCUAUUGUGCAGACCCUAUAAGAAACAAUCCUAGAUAUAAUCAAAUUCUAAAAUGCAUGCAGGCUGAUAUUGUUGAACUAUCCACUACUAAGACAAAGGAAGAAGAGAUCUUUCAACAAGAUAUCGAGAGAGCCAUGCCCCAAACAGAAUUACAUCACAGUGGUUAUUUUGGAAGAUCUAGAUUCAGAAGGAAAGAUGAAUUUAGCUGGAUAACUGCACAAAUUAGAUUCUCACUGUUAGAUGAUGUACAGAAUAUUGAUGAAAUCAUAAGAAAUUGGGAUGCGUCUUCGUCACAUGUGGAAGUGAUCAAUCGGUGUUCAGAGGAUAUGAAAUACUUAAAGAAGUGGAUUUGGAAAUUGAGGAAGUUUUUCAGUGAACAAGAAACAUCUGAUGCAGAAAAGGAACUGAAACGUCAGACGUUACUCUUGACCCUUCUAAAAGUUCUGGAACAUGCUGACAUCAUCAACAGCAAAGAAGAGAACUUUUCUUCUACUGAUACGGAAGUUGAACCUGGUUCUAAAUUACCUGAUGUUGAGCGCCGUGCUGUGGAAAACGGCAUUAGACUCUUACGGCAAGAAGGGCCACUCAGUCCACGCGUAUUAUCCAAGAUAGAAACCCUCACAGGGACAUUGUAUGUGCCUGGAUCUCAGGAUCUACCAUUAAGGCUUCAUGUCCAAGAUAUUGAUCUACCCAAACCUCUCGUUUUUGGAUGCUGGUUCAAAUGCAGAAACGGUCACACAUUCUUUGAGGGCAACCCGUACAAGAAAGCUAACCUGGAUGAAGUCAAGUGUCCUGAAUGUAUUUACGAAUAAAUCAAUGCUGCACGACCAGAAGGUGAAUUGAUCACGUGGACUGAUGAGGAGGACCACACCUGAAUUUGUAGGCGCACCUGUUGUUUCCGGUAUUCUCAGAAGGCAUUUUGGGUGUUCCGUUGUCACAGACUCCAAAGAAUCAUGGUUAUAUAUCACUCAGUGAGCACAGUUUUCACUAAACCUCAAAGAUGUUAUUCGGUUAUUCAAGACCAAGUUGAGGUCGACAGAUUUUAUUAAAUAUAAUAUUCUCA
This is a messenger RNA of Haliotis rubra (blacklip abalone), 6545 nucleotides long. Its product is annotated as NFX1-type zinc finger-containing protein 1-like. The record is from RefSeq and is a predicted model, not a curated record. Lineage: Eukaryota; Metazoa; Mollusca; Gastropoda; Lepetellida; Haliotidae. Gene Ontology annotation, molecular function: helicase activity. Gene Ontology annotation, biological process: regulatory ncRNA-mediated heterochromatin formation. Gene Ontology annotation, cellular component: nuclear RNA-directed RNA polymerase complex.